This is a messenger RNA of Musca vetustissima, 2935 nucleotides long. It is a transcript of the gene psidin, whose product is annotated as phagocyte signaling-impaired protein. Gene Ontology annotation, biological process: N-terminal peptidyl-methionine acetylation. Gene Ontology annotation, molecular function: protein binding; protein-N-terminal amino-acid acetyltransferase activity. The record is from RefSeq and is a predicted model, not a curated record. NCBI's taxonomy places the organism in Eukaryota, Metazoa, Arthropoda, Insecta, Diptera, Muscidae. The transcript is spliced from 10 exons. Bases 20 to 2935 code for a protein of 971 amino acids. Gene Ontology annotation, cellular component: cytoplasm; NatB complex.
AAACCAGGAAGACAAAGUAAUGACACAACACGUACAAGAUCCAGCUGUGUUUGAGAGGCGUUUGCGUCCAAUCUAUGAUAAUUUGGAGGUUGGCAACAAUCGCAAGGCGCUACAAGAAUCCGAAAAAGUCCUAAAGAAACAUCCAAAUCUAUUAUGCGCAAAAGCACUUAAAGGUCUGGCGCUAUUACGUCUGGGACGCUAUGAAGAAAGUCAUGGGUAUCUGCAGGCAGUCGCCGAUGAGAAGCCGGUGAAUGAUGCUACAUUGCAAGUGCUGUCAUUUUGCUAUAAAGAAUUGGAGCAAUUGGACAAAAUUGUGGAAAUUUAUAAUUAUGCGGUUAAACAAUCGCCAAAUAAUGAAGAACUGUUGGCACAUCUUUUCAUUUCGCACGUACGCAUGGAGGAUUUCAAAUCACAGCAAUCGGUUGCCCUACAAAUGUAUAAAGCUCAACCCAAAAAUGCCUAUUAUUUUUGGGCUGUCAUGAGUGUGGUGUUGCAGGGUAUUCGUGGCCCCGAAAGUACAAAUCCAACUAAACGAAAAAUCUAUUUAUCCUUAGCCCAACGUAUGGUCGAUAAAAUGAUCCAGGAAAAUAAAUUAGAAUCCGAACAGGAAGCAUUUUUAUAUUUGCACAUUUUAAAGUUGCAAGAAAACUAUAAAGGAGCAUUGGAUUUCCUUAACGGGCCGGUUUGUGAGAAAGUUUAUCCCGGCGCCCCAAUAUAUUUGAAAAUUAAUUUGCUCAAAUCACUGAAAAUGUGGUCCGAGUGUAAUGAGCUGCUAAAGAAAUUAUUGAAAGAAGAUCAUGAUCGUUGGGAUUAUUACAAGGAUUAUAUUGGCACCUGUUUUGAAUUGUAUGACCUACAAAAAUCAGAAAAAUCUGAUGAAGAAAACAAUAAAGCCGAUACUAAAAAUCCUCUUGAAGAAUGUAGAGAUUUUCUAACCGAGAUAAUUGAAACAUCAACGAAAAAGGUAAGAGGUCCAAAUUUGGCACGUCUGGAAUUGCAUCAACGUUUGCGACAACAUAAUUUAGAUGCCAACACCUUCAUGGGAGAAUUCAGUGAAUUGGUAAUUAACUAUUUCCGAUUGUUUGGCGAUAAACCAUGCUGUACCCACGAUAUCUCUUUAUUUUUGCCGGAAAUAUCUUUAAAAGAUAGACAAGAGCUGGCCAAUAAAUUGUUAGCCGAAAGUGGCAUUAGUUCGACAAAUUUACCAAAAGAUAAAGAAUCAAUGCAAAAACAUAUUUGCGCCCUGCAAGUAUCACGCAUUUGUGGUUCCCAUUUGGAUUUAGAUAUUGAACACCGUUUAGCCUUUUAUACAUCACUGAAAUUGCACUACGAGCAUGGUCUUAGUAAUUUUGGCAAAGAUUUGUUACCCACAGAUAUGGGUCCCUCAGAUCCAUAUGCCUUAUUGGCAGCUAAUGUUAUGUACGAUAUAAGUCAACAGGAACAAAAAUCCGAUCGCAUCUUUGAGGCUCUGUGUCUAUUGCAAUAUGUUUUACGCAACAGCACCAGUAAUUUCCACGUAAAACUGUUAAGUCUUAAGAUAUUCCAUAUGUUGGGCUGUCUACUGGGUGCCCAAGAAAUGUAUGAAUAUUUGGAAAUUAAACAAAUACAAUUGGAUUCAAUGGGCUAUGUUCACUGCAAUCCCAUGAUAUUGGCUGGACGUUUCUCAAUGGCCCGCUCCGUUUAUGAUACCACAUUGAAAUUCUUUACGAACAGCUAUAAGGAACGUCUCGAAUAUAUAGCUUUAACAUAUCGUUUUUGUACGUUCUCCAAAUUGGAAGAGUUCAUGAAUUUCAAGGAACGUCUAACCAAUAGUUUACAUUAUGUGGCCAUAUCGGUGGAGGCCCAACUAACCGAUUUGGUUAUCCUCUAUGGAAAUGUGCAACAAAAUCUCAAUACAUAUAUGAUAAUGUCCAUUGAUCCGGCCGAAGAUCGCAUUUCAUGGAAUGAGCUGAGAGAUAAUCGUGAUUUAACUGCCAUGAUUCGAUGGGAUCCCGUACAUUUGGUCGACACCGAACGCGAACGUAGCGAAUCGUUUAAACAAGAAGUGGAAAUAUUGCACAUACGCUCGUUAAUGUUACGUAUGGUGGCUUCAUUCGUUGAUUUAUUCCAUCCAAAUUUAAGUGUGAAAUAUUGUCGAGCUGCAGCCGCAUCUGGUCCCAAUUUACAGGCCCUCAAAGAUGCUUUGCCCGGUGGUGCCAAAGAUACUGCAAUUAUUGAAUCGUUGCGUGAUUCAUGGUUAGAAUUGUUUAAACGUUUGCGUGCGGCCGCUGAGGACUUGAAACCUCUGCCGAAUCGUUUUCUAGUCGAUUUAUUACCAACACGUUUGCAUUUACUUUUACAAAUGCCCUACGAGAAAUUCUUUAGUGACUUAGCCCAAUUGGUGAUUGAAAUGUAUGUGGGCAAUAACAAUUUGCCGCUGCAAUGUAAGGUCGUGUCGGAUAAUGCUGUCGAGGUUGUCAAUUGCAUUGAGGCCAUUAUAAAGGAGAGUAAUGCCGCCAGUACAGAUGGUCUAUGGCGAAGACGUGAAUGGCAAAGCAAAGUUGGUUCAUGUUUAGAGAUGAUUUCCCUCUAUGCCUUUGUGCUUCAAGCAAUCUACGAGAAACUGCAAGCAUCCAUGAAAACGAAACAAAAAAGGAAACCCUCUGCCGAUGGUGUAGAACAAAUAAUGAAUGAGAAGGAACGCUGUCAAUUGACAGUUGAAUUGAUGCGCCAAUUGAAAAUUGAAUUCCAACGUUGUGAUAAAUGUUUACUUAAUUGGAAUACUCCCGCACUGCCACGUAAUCUAAAUUCAUUUAUGGCCGAUAUGUCAUUGAAACCCGAAAUGGAAGCUAUACUUAUUGGUGAUGUUGCAUCGACAUUCAAAGAAUCGCAUGAGUUUAUGAUUACCGAACUAAGGAAUCUGUUAAAGGAUAAAAUACGCAUGGUUACCAAGUAA